CAGUGUGUUGAGAAUAUGGCCAAGCAUCAUCCUGAUUUGAUUAUGUGCUGAAAGCAGUCAGGAAUUGUCACUGGAUGACUUUGUGAGAAAUGCGAUGGCAAGUGUGUGAUUUGCGACUCUUACGUGCGUCCUUGUACACUUGUCCGGGUUUGUGACGAAUGCAACUAUGACUCAUUUCAGGGCCGCUGCGUCAUAUGUGGAGGGGUGGGAAUAUCUGAUGCUUACUACUGCAAGGAAUGCACACAGUAGGAGAAAGACAGGAAUGGUUGCCCCAAAAUUGUUAAUUUAGGGAGUGCCAAAACCGAUUUAUUCUAUGAAAGCAAGAAGUAUGGUUUUAAGAAAAGAUGAUGAAGGUGUAAGAGUGAGAUAUUUUAAUCUAUCUAAAACUGUUUUGUAUGUACUUCCUGAGAUAUCAUAUUAGAACCGUUGCAGUUGAGACUUUGAGCAUAAAACUAUAUUUUCUUAUGCAAUUGUUGGUGAUGUAAGUGCAUGACUUGUUUACUAAGGAUCAUGCAAUUAAUGGAAUGAUUUGAACAAGUUCAGGUA
Messenger RNA from Arachis duranensis, 546 nucleotides. RefSeq names its product PHD finger-like domain-containing protein 5A. Gene Ontology annotation, biological process: mRNA splicing, via spliceosome. Gene Ontology annotation, cellular component: precatalytic spliceosome; U2 snRNP; U12-type spliceosomal complex. The record is from RefSeq and is a predicted model, not a curated record. The transcript has a single exon. NCBI's taxonomy places the organism in Eukaryota, Viridiplantae, Streptophyta, Magnoliopsida, Fabales, Fabaceae.